Molecule: messenger RNA, 4607 nt
Organism: Ectocarpus sp. CCAP 1310/34
Lineage: Eukaryota; Phaeophyceae; Ectocarpales; Ectocarpaceae
Source: the annotation of a GenBank genome assembly
AUGAGUGGCAUGGAUCCCGCGUCGACCCGCUGGGAACAGCGCACGGACACCUUCCUCGUUUCGAAAAGUGGGGGAUGGCGUCCAGCAGCAGGGUCGCGCCGUCUGCAAGGGCGCGAAAUAUAUGAUUUCGCCGCCUCCGGUGACACGAACAGCACGAACAGCACUGGUGGGGCCAACGUAAAGAUCGCAGUGGUUGUGCUGGUGGUUGGGUUCCUCGCGUUGGUGCUCUGGAAGUGCUGCAGGCGAAAGCGAACGACUCUAGAUGGCGAGAACAAGGCGCGGGUGCGCACCGGCGCGGCCCGCGACGAAGCGGAAGGCGCCGUAGAUCUUGAGCAGGGGGGAUCGCCGGAGGUGGUGGUGGUGGUACCGAACGCCGCCGAGUCUGCGAGUGCGCCCAUGCUGGAGGAGGGGGACGCAGCAGCAGUAGUGUUGCCGACGACGGUACCGCUGGCGACCGAGGUUUCCAGAGCCGCCGACAUCGAGGAGGGUGGAGCACCAACGACACCCCCUUUUCCCGCCGAUGUCCAGGGAAAAGAUGACAAGCGCAGCGUUAACGAACAGCGUACAGAACUUGGUGCAGCCGCGAGCCCUGGGGCGGAGUGCACCGUAGAGCCGGUACCGGCAGCGACAGCGGCAGCACCUCCACCAAGCGACGACAUCGACCAGACGCCGCGGCGCCGGGGCCUGCAAAAGCGGCUGCGAGCUCUAGCCCAGCGGAGAGCCACCCUAGAAACGGGCGCAGCCGAGGCGAGUCGCCGCGAGGGUGAAGCCCAAGAGAAGAUCGACGAGCUUUCAGCUUUGCAGGCCGCCGCUACCAACCGCCUCAACCACGACAGAGCGGUGGGCGAGGCGCGGCAAGAUGAGCUAAGGAGCCAGCUCCGCGCGGAGAGGGCGAGCGAUCACUCGGAAAGCUUGGAGCGCGCCGAGAUUGAGGAAUGGGAGAGUCGCGCACUUCGUGCGGAGCAGCAUGCGAGCGAGCCUGAGCACGCCAUUGCCGAACAGGAACAUGAGGCCGUCGUUCUGGAAAACCUUCUGUCGGAGGAGCAGCAUGACGGAGAGAAGGGGGACGAGCACGGGGCUGCUGCAGGACCAGCCCCGGCAGAGGUCGACCACGCGGAGGCAAUGGGCCUCGCGAGGAGCGCAGGGACGGCAGCGGAGGGCAGCAUCCAGGAGCUCUUCGUGGCGAACUCCAUCGAGGAAACCGGCAUCGCCGAGAUGGCGACCACAGUCAAGCACGUGAUGGGCGUCGUGAGCCACGAUAGGGAGCGCCUGACCGUGCACAGGGGCCUCGGGCAGGGAAAGUGUGGGAAGGUGGAGGAAGUCGAGUUUGCUGACUUUCCCGAGGAGUACUUCGCGCUCAAGACCGUGGCGAAGGGAGCUGAUGAGUACACGAAGCACGCUGCUUUGGUCGAGAUGAUGGUCUUUGCCCGGCUAGCUGGACAGCCCCACGACAACGUGCUCGGCGCUCUCGCCGUAGACGAUUCAUCCCCCUUGAUGCCGAUAAUGAUGCCCAAGGCCACGGACGACCUGGAGACUCGCAUGAACAACGACUCUCUCGCCAUCGGGGACAAGUUGAGGCAAGUACUGACAGCCAUAUCUGUACUGGUGGUUGACCUGGCGCGGGCCACGCGACACCUCCACGGCAUGAACAUCGUGCACCGAGACAUCAAGCCGGGCAACCUCCUGGUGUUUGAGACGGAAGAGCUCGGGCUGCACGGCAAGCUGGCGGACUUCGGCUUUGCCAGAGAAAUCGGUGAGAGUUGCCCGGCGAUGAUGGGCACCCCGGGAUACAUGGCAUUUGAGAGCAUGUCGAGGGGGCCUGUGGCGGGUGCGGCGGGGCAAGACGUAGUGGGCGUGGCGAUGGUGCUUCUCAUGGUCUGCCUGAGGAAGGAGCUGAGGUCUCCCAAUCUGUACGCCAACAUGGCCCUGAUCAAUUCCGACGAGAUGACCAGGCUGAAGGAGCUGUUCCAGCGCAUGACUCUGGGUGAAGACAUUUCGGCGGAGAAGGAAUUGGCCCAGAUCGACAUGACCAAAAGGACGAUGGCGGACGGAUCAUUCGCGGCGAUGAUGCUCUCGGCCGACAAGCUCGACCCGACCCUCAAGUCGCCUGAGAUGCUGCUCGAAUCCCUCCCUCACUUUUUGGCUGCUGAUCCUACCGAGCGCAAGGACAUGGGGUCUCUCCUCGACCUCGCCCAGAGCCUGGCUGAGAUCAACCAGGACGUGUGAAGGAGGAGGAAGGUUGAGAGGGGGAGCAUGUCCACUCUUAUGUGCUGGGCUUUUUCGGCACGUCAAGGAUCUCCCGGCUUCGAACAAAGCGCACGUGCGUGCUUUUCAACAAGGCGUGCAUGCUUUCCGAUUCAUCUUUUCGGUGCUCGGGGUCAUUUCCCCAACGAACGACGGUUUGGUUCUGUUUUAUCUGUGGAAACCGGGGGAAGAGAGGUUGGGGUCUAAGGACGAGAUUGGUCGGCAGUUUUUUUUUGCUGCCAUUUUUGACGAAGGAUAAACAUAAGGUUUCAUGAACCAGUAGUAGGGAUUCCUUCGUCGUGGCCUCAGGGGAAGUUGGAGCUGUAUGUCUAGGUGUUAUAUGACCACGGUGUGGACUGAAGGAGGGCAGGGACGCCAAACUUGCAAACCAGAAUGCGACGCAGUUGUGAAUUUCCAUUGCUGGUUGUGCCAUCGCUGAGCGGAAAUCUUGCUCUCUAUCUGUACCACGCCGUUGGCUGUGCAUCGAUUUGUUUUUGUGAAGGAGAGGACAAGAGCGAUCGUGGGGUUCAGCAGGAUUUGACAUCCUGUUGUUGUCGACACAGUAUGAUAUUUGUGUGUGGUCACAGCAGUACGCUUCGGUCCAGUGGUGCGCUUAACUUGCUCAUCGUGUGUGAUUGAUGUCGAUGGCGUUCCUGUUUCUAUGUAGGUUCCAUGCACAGCUUUCUUUUUGCCUAGUUUGGGAAGUGUCGACCAGAACCGCGACUCGUACUGAUGGCCUGUGUGUAACUGUGCCCAAUGUUCCCUGGAACAUUUCAUAAGAAUACAGAGUACUUUGUUUUCUGUCCUGACGUGUACUGCCUGUAGUUUCCAUCUUUCUUGAGUGAACAUGACCGGGAUUGGAGCUUGUUUUUCGUCGGCUUUAAGCGUACCAUAUAUUGGGCAAAAACUUUUUUAGCUUGCCACGUACCACGAUUGGAGGGAGGGUGCGAGGGUGUGCCCCAGGCUCCACGUUUUUUGUGGUGUUUAGUACGCGUGUAUGCUCGUAGGCAGUGUGUCUGAUCAAGGGGUGCUACUCGCCAUAAGGUUACCGUCACUAUGCCCAGUGCGCAGAUAUCUACCAGCAGGGGGUAUGGUUUUGGCCAGUCUGGUGCGGAUGGCAUGCUUUGCAGUUGGCUGUCAAUGCAUGCGCUGGUUGGUGUCGUUGUUGUUCUUGGCGGGUGCAUCAAUGCGCUCAGCGUUUUAUCAACGUAGGCCUCGAGCGGUAGUGGCGUCACGCCGGUUCAUCUAGCUCACCGCCAUACGUUAGUGAGAAACGAGAGGCGUGCCCACGCCCGCAUCAAGGAUUCUGACCCUCAACAAGAUCUUCCACUGUUUCCGAAACUCCUCCCCCACCAUCUUCUACGUCUGUGGCAAGCAUGGGCACACACGGACUGACGCAUCAAGUUUUCAUGUCGGCACAUGUACCUCGUUUUAAUACUCGCGCAUGCUGGACGAAAACAACAUCCUGAAUUAAUAGGAUUAACUCAAGUUCCUUACUACACUAACGAGUGACGGGCACACGUUAGCGAGGCAAGAGCUCCGCCGGGCUGUGAUCUAUCAUCAUAUUUUUUGCAAUAUCCACGUCGUAACACCCAGAGGCCCGUAGUCGAGACCAACCUCCGAGCACCCCAAGCAACCUCCCUACCCGGUACGAGAGAGGAUCUACGAAGAAACUUUCCUCACGAUUUACCAGGAAUAACGGCACAUGCAACAAAACUAAAUUACCUGGUACAUACUUUAGAAGAACAAAGCCUAGACUAUAUAGUACUUUCGCAACGCAUUAUAUAGUUUUCCUGUUGCUUUUCUACUUUGUUCGCCGGAGCAGCACGACGUCGAUAGCAGCAUUCAUUCUAAAACAUCCUCUACGAUAUCACGCCCGGAGUCAUUUUUCAAGCGGUACAUUCGGACAUCAAGACAACCACCCCCACCCCGAGAGGGAUGUGACCACCUCUGGUUGUACUCGAAAAAGAGAAAUCAUAGCAACCACCAACAGUGUGGAGAACACCUUCAUAAAGGUUGAACUCCCCAACGUCUGUCGAGGACGAAACCAACCCUCUUUUCCACAAUGGCGUCGACGAAGAUAUGUCAAGUGUCUGCUUUUAAUUGCAAAAGACACGGGUUUAAAACCCGCUGUUCACCCACUUUUCUUCCGGGGUACGGAAAAAGAAAAACGGUGGGUGGGCCAACAAACGAUGCACUGUCUAUCGAACUCGAAACUUCUGGCAAUGCGUGGCGGAAGUGGCGCACCCGCAACACGCAAUGGAAGAUUGUUGGAAAAAAGGUGGUUCUACUCGCCGCCAGCCGGUCGGGUUCCGGUUACCCCAAGAAGACUUCUCUUGCCUAGCAAACAAGAAGAAGCCUCG